Messenger RNA from Stereum hirsutum FP-91666 SS1, 888 nucleotides. RefSeq lists its product as uncharacterized. The record is from RefSeq and is a predicted model, not a curated record. Lineage: Eukaryota; Fungi; Basidiomycota; Agaricomycetes; Russulales; Stereaceae. The transcript is spliced from 4 exons. The coding region runs from base 1 to 888 and encodes 295 amino acids.
AUGAUUGUCCCCAACCAGGCUCUACCUCUGCGUUUCAUUCCUGACGGAGCUGUGUUGGGAUGUCAUGUCCGUCAUCCUGGUGAUAUGAUUUCAUCCCAUCCGUCUCAAGGCCUCGAGAGAGCACAGGCUACUGUGGUUUGUACACAGAGCUCGGAUCUCGGAUUUUCGCUCAACAGCUUGGUGAUGGACCAAGACUGGAAUUAUAAUAAUGGGACCUUGCGCGCACCGGAAGAAGCAACAGAGAACUUUCCUAAGGGCUCGAACCCGCCACCCUUCAAGUUAUCCCGCCAGCUUCCCGUCAUUGAUGCUGCAACAUCCAUGUCACCGGAGACGGCGGAGAUCACUGUACCACAAGGACGCUAUUCACACCGCACAAAGAGCUCUCGAACGCGCUACGGAUCUCCCAAAACCGCGCAGUUUGUUGCCUUCGUUAACGCAAACACAGGGAAAGAAGGCAUCAAUUUUCAAGAUAUUUUGGGUGGUAUGCUAGCGCCACUCUUGAAUCCAAACGAUAUCGUCCUUGAGGAUUGCGGUAUCAAUAUAACUUUCCAUGUUCUGUGGGCCGGUUGUAUGCCUUGGAAAGCAACACUAAACACGAAGAGGAAGGCCGCUAAGCCAAUUACCCGCGCUGAUCUCGCCAAAAGGAUCGGACACGCUCUGAGGAAAUUCAUGAAGGCAAGCUUCAUUCGAACUGUGCUCCCUUCACAGUCGUCGACCUCCAUCUUACAUAGUCUUGCAUUACCCCAUCCGACUGCCCUGAAGCCUGAGCAAAUCGUUCUGCGACGCUUCACGCAAGUGACCCAUGGCGGAUGGCAAGCGGAUCUCGCCGCUUUAGUACCUGGAGAUGCCACCGACGUACAGCAUGGCUACAAUACGCUGUUGGGCUAA